AUGUGCUUGCGUUGCUAACUGCAGCUCCUUACCAGAGACAAAUAAAUACCAGCGUUCAUCCUCGUAUUCUCAACUCUUGGUUGCGCAUUUCGCUAGCGAGGUCACAUGGCGUUGUCGUCGGAGCCGGAGCCGCCGUUCCGUCCGAGGGAGAAGAUCGUGGAGAAGCAGAGGUACUUCCAGAGCGUCCACAGGCCGACGUACCUCAAGGGGCGCUACGACGUGAUCACCUCCGUCGCCAUCCCCCUCGCGCUGGCUGCGUCGAGCAUGUUCCUCGUUGGGCGUGGGAUCUACAACAUGGCUCACGGCAUUGGGAGGAAAGAAUGAGGAUUCAGAGAUCGGAUGGCAUAGCUUGUACUCAUGUUGUGUGCGUACCUUCGCAGAAUGGAAACGUAGACGUGUUUGUUCCCGAUGUCGCCUGUUUUAAGCUGCAUCGCUUGUACGUAGGUACCUUUGCGGAAUGGAAACCAAAAACUAAAUGAACUUCAGUUUCACCAAAA
Molecule: messenger RNA, 497 nt
Organism: Brachypodium distachyon (stiff brome)
Lineage: Eukaryota; Viridiplantae; Streptophyta; Magnoliopsida; Poales; Poaceae
Exons: 2
Coding region: 106-324 (72 amino acids)
Source: RefSeq, a predicted model, not a curated record